This is a messenger RNA of Phialemonium atrogriseum, 2399 nucleotides long. RefSeq lists its product as uncharacterized. NCBI's taxonomy places the organism in Eukaryota, Fungi, Ascomycota, Sordariomycetes, Cephalothecales, Cephalothecaceae. The record is from RefSeq and is a predicted model, not a curated record. Bases 347 to 2074 code for a protein of 575 amino acids. Gene Ontology annotation, molecular function: protein binding. The transcript is spliced from 3 exons.
CUGUACAGUGCCUGCCACAAGUACCGCAGGGAGGUAGGUACCGGCAUCUAUGUACUGAGUGGCCAAUCAAUCGGAAGCUGUCUGUCUGUAUUCUCCGGGUAGGCACCGAGGGCAUCUACUCGGGUACUCCUCUGUGGUGAAAAUUAGGUACCUCGUACGGAUUACUCCGACGGAACUGUGAAACAGAAAGUGGGCUCCCCAAAUACCCGUCAUCGACGACAUCACGAUGGUCGCCGCCCAUCACUACUAGAAUCGCUUCACUAUGAACCACGAAUAACUCACAGCCCCUCUAUUUCCACCUCCACUACUUAAACCUGAGACAUAUCCCUGGCGGCUUUACUCUCCAAUGGCUUCUCCCAACCCCAAAAUGCCGGGCAUCCAAGCCCUCCCUCCCGAGCUCCUCACCCACAUUUUCAGCUACCUUGACCGGCCCGCACCGUCCGAUUCCCGCCUCCACGAUGAGCCGCAUCCUGCCAUGCUCAGGAACGAGCCGUCAUCCAACUUUCUCAAGACCAUCUCCCUCGUCAGCAAGCGAUGGCGCACCACCAUCCUACCCUCCCUCUUCCGGCACGUUCGGUGGGCCUUCGACCGCUGGGACCUGCUAAUGGUCGAGCCGGGACGCAGCGGCGCCCACGAGCCCGAUCCCGCCUCCGCCCUCCCGCUGCUCGCCUUCCUCCGCGCCAACGACCUCGGGCGCCACGUCGACACCCUGACCCUGAUCAUCGGCGACAGCAUGCAAGGCAUAUACCGGCUGACCGAGUCCGGCCGGCCGUCCGACACGACCGUCCCUCGGCAUGGUAGCCCGACUGCCGGACCGGCGGAACAACCCUCGUCGCCGGUACCACGGCCCAUGUCCCUGGCAGAAGCACAGGCGGGCCGGGGCGGCGGGCAACGUCCCGGUCGGCAGGCACGAGAGAAGAGAUACGGCGAGGAUAGCAAUUGGUUCUGGGAGGUGCUGUUUGAGACCAUGGAUCCCAGGCGGUUCACCAUGAUCGCGUCGCCGAGGAUGCUGUCGAGCCUGCUGUCCCGGAUGCUGUUCGUGGGAGAUGCGUGGAGCUUCAAAAGCCAAUGUCACAUCUUGUCACUAUCAAGAGAAGACAGGAGGGUGCCCUUGAGCGACGAGGUCCCCUCGGACCAGUACAGCCCCACCGAGAACGGACCAAGCAUAGCCACGCAGGCCAGUUCCUCGACCGAGACGGCAGCCGGAUCAUCGUCCACGACAGGUGACUGCCCAGACACGCAGUGCCACAAUCCCCCAGAACGGAUCCGCAGCGCCCUCUUCACCAUCCGGCCGUGGACGUGUCUGCUCCUCAACGAGGGGUCCUCGAUGCCCGUCUACAAGACGUACGAGUUCUUCCUCAAGCGGCCGCCGUCGAUCCUGGGCGCCCUCCUGGGCUGCGAGGAGCCGCCCAACGACGCCCCGCUGGUCCCGCCGUCGGUCCGCUCCCUCUCCUACGUCGCCAUGUUCCCGCUGUCGUCGCACUUCAACACCCUCGUCGGCCACCUGCCGCCCCUCGACCGCCUCUUCGUCCAGCUGGUGCCCCGCACCGCCAUCCUCGACGACCCAGACGAGAUGCGCUGCAUCGACGCCGGCGACCUGUGGAUGGAGCGCAACACGUGCUACAGCCUGGUCAUGCGCCGCCUGUUCGACGGCGGCGCUGCCAUGGACGACGACGACGACGACGAUGAUGCCUUGAGGGUGGAGCGGCCCGCGCGCUCCAACUGGAUGAGCCUGCGCGAGUUCGAGAGCGGCGACGCCGCCGACAAGGAGGCCUGGGACAUGGCGGUGUACUUUGUGAGCAUGAACCGGUCAGCCUGGCGCGUUGAGCGGGAGGGCGUGUUCGUCAAGAAGGGGCCGCCCGGUGGACAGGGGCAACAGGAGGAUGAGGAGGAAGGGAAGGAGGGUGACGGCCCUCCGGCAAAUCCACCCAACUUCGCCAACGCCCACUUAUUCGGCGACCUGAAUCCAGAGGAAGGCUUCGAGCUAAGCCAGGGACUCCUAGAACGACUCGCCUUUAACGGCACGGCGCGCCUCCAGUACUCGGCAAUUGGUCAAUAUACUGCGAUGGGAUGAAAACCCAAGAGAGGGCGGCCACGCCAGGGUUGCUCCCAUCGGCUAGGCGAAACAACAUCCGACGCAGCCCUUCGAGUCUGGCGUCGGCCUGGGUGUUGUUGGUAGUGAAGCAUACAGGAUGGCAAACGUGGUUCAAGACGAAUCGCUUCGCUUGUACAUGCCAAUAUAUGAAUUACUCUAUAUAUGUCCAACCCCAGAGAGAGCACGACCAUGCGAGUGCCUUCACUGGCAAUGUAGUCUCCGUGCUUUCUGUAUGCGACCUUAAGGCCAAGCUUGCAUCGUCGAUGCAUUCGAGACCUCUUUAUGCCAUUCCGUAAUCAAAAAG